Oryza brachyantha (malo sina) is the source of this 2534-nucleotide messenger RNA. RefSeq names its product pentatricopeptide repeat-containing protein At4g22760. Lineage: Eukaryota; Viridiplantae; Streptophyta; Magnoliopsida; Poales; Poaceae. Gene Ontology annotation, molecular function: RNA binding; protein binding. Gene Ontology annotation, biological process: RNA modification. The record is from RefSeq and is a predicted model, not a curated record. The coding region runs from base 49 to 1644 and encodes 531 amino acids. The transcript is spliced from 3 exons.
UCAAAAUUCAGCCACCUACUGUUCAAGUGUUCGACGGAUUGCCCGCCCAUGCCCGCCGCCGACGUGAACACGACGUGGACGCUGGCCAUCCGCGCCGCCGCGGACCAGGGUCACCCACGCCGCGCCGUUGCGUUGUACCUCUCGUCCCUCCGCUCGGCCUGCCGCCCCUGCCCUUUCGCGCUCGCCGCCGUCCUCAAGUCCGUCUCCCGCCUCUUCGCCGCGCACCCGCUCCUCUCCGCGGCCGCGGGCUCGCUCCACGCGCACCUCCUCCGCCUCGGCCUCCUCGCCCACCCCUACCCACGCGCGGCGCUCACCCACCUCUACGCGCGCCUCCCCGACACCUCCCACGCGCACAGCCUGCUUGACGAAACGCCGCCUCGGCCCGUGUGGGGGCGCGCGCAGGCUCACUCCCUCCUCGUCUCACGCAACUCGCUCCUCGCGUCCCUCCUCCGCUCCGGGGACCUGGCGGCGGCGCGCUCGCUGUUCGACUGCAUGCCCGUGCGGGACGUCGUGUCCUGGAACUCCAUGGUCGCCGGCCUCGCCAAGGCUGGACACCUCGACGAAGCCAUCGAGCUUUUCGAUCGGAUGCCCGAGAGGAACGCUGCAUCCUGGAACGCGCUCAUGUGCGGCUACAUCGCCCAGGGUAACCUAUCCAAGGCGAGGGAGCUGUUCGAGCAAAUGCCCGUGAGGAGCAACGUCUCGUGGAUCACAAUGAUAUCCGGCUACACCAAGUCCGGCGAUGUCCACGCUGCUGGCGAGCUCUUCGAGAGGAUUGAGAACAAGAAAGAUCUUUACGCGUGGAAUGCAAUGGUAUCGUGCUACACGAAGAAUGGCUGCGCAAGGGAGGCUCUUGCUGUCUUCAAUCGGAUGCUGAAGCCUCAUGUUUGGGUGAUGCCCAAUGAGAAGACGUUCUCGUCAGUCAUCUCGGCUUGCUCGCAGCUUGGAGACUUGAGGUUUGGAUUGUGGGCUGAGAGUUUCAUGGGGUCUGUGGGGAUUGCACUGGAUGAUCACUUGCGCACCGCUCUGGUGGAUUUGCACACCAAGAGUGGGCGGAUGGACAGAGCUUUUGAUUUGUUCAGAGGUUUGGGGAUGAGAGAUGUGGUGUCUUACAGUGCGAUGAUCGUAGGCUGUGGGAUGAAUGGCAUGUUCAACGAAGCUGUUAAUUUGUUCAAGGAGAUGUCUGAUGCAAAGAUUGAUCCUAAUGCAGUGACCUUUGUGGGAUUGUUGUCAGCAUACAGUAAUGCAGGGCUAAUGGAAGAAGCUCGUGCUUGCUUUUCUUCCAUGUCAGUGAAAUAUAAGAUUUCCCCUUCAAUGGAACACUACACCAUCAUGGUAGAUCUUCUUGGACGGAGUGGAAAAUUGAAUGAAGCAUAUCAGCUCAUCGUGCAGAUGCCAAUGAAACCAGAUGCUAGUGUUUGGGGCGCCUUGCUUCUUGCUUGCAGAUUGCACAAUGAUGUUGAGCUAGGGGAAAUUGCUGGUUACAAGUGCUUUGAACUUGAGCCAGGAGAGAGCGGAUACUAUAUUCUUUUGGGUAACAUAUAUGUAGAAGCAAAUGAAUGGGACAAAGUGAAGAGGCUAAGAAAUAUAAUGGCAGAAAAAGGCUUAAACAAGAUGCCUGGGAGUAGUUGGGUUCAGGCUGCAUAAGUCCAUUCUCUUGAUGUUGUUCAUUUCGAUCAAUUAAUUCAGUUCAUAAAUCAACAUGCAGAUAUUCAAAGUUUCAAUACUAAAGUUUGACAAGUUUCAGAGAAUGCUGGAUUCAGCUGUCCGCUUUCUCUCUCUUGGGUAGCUUGUCAGAUUUAUACAAGGUUCUCAGAAAAUCUGAGCAUUGGUGAGAAAUACACAAUUGGAAUAGUUACCGUGUAAAGCUUGCAACUUGUAAACGCACUAUUGGCUUCAGCAUACUUACUAUUACCGGUAUAGACAAAAAUAGCGUCCAGGCCCAACUGUCCCUGACUCCCUCUGUUGACUGCAACCUUAGUCAUAUUAUAUCAGCUUGGAAGUAUGAUCGAGAGCUAUCAGGAGGACAGGAACAGAUUAUCUGCACUGGCAUAUUUAUUCCAAUCAACUAAUGUGCUUGUAUCCAGGUACUGGCUCAUUGGUACAAGUUUUAUGGCCAGCAAAUUAUGAUGUUGAAUGCUCAAUCGUUAAGAGUUAGAAGCUCAACUUUUGUUCAUAGUUUUCACCUCCCUUAUCUUCCUGUUUAUACCCAUGCAGGCAUCAGUUUUCUGAAAGUCUUAUUUGGGGUGAAUAGACCAAGAACAAACAUUACACAUAUGUUUGUAUUUGGAACAAUGGUCAUUGGACCAAACUAGGGAUCCCCAGAAAGUUGUCAUUCAUUCCUAUCCCAAUUUUUGCAGUUUAAGAUACGGUUGCAUGUGAGAUGGUGAUAUUAAUGUAUGCAAUGUUGAUAAAUUCAAUCAAACUAGGGAUAUCACGCGAAAAAUUGUGCGGAGCUAGAUAACUGAAACAGCAUUAGAUUUUAUGUACAACUCUUGUUUUAAAAGUAGAAUUGCAUACAUAUACAUCUAUUGAAU